UUAGAUCGAGCACGUUCGAUGAAAUCGAGAAAUUUCUGCAGAUGGGUAUAAAUAUGACUCCCAUCGUCAAUGCCUGUCAGAAUCAGAGAAGUUCAACGUUACACAAACUCAUAGCGAGAGAUAAACCCACAUUAUUCGUCAACUUUAUUCGCCGUUAACAGCGAUAUUGCUAGAAAAUUUGACUAUACAACAACAACGCGACUGAAAUAUGGGAGUUUCAACGAAAUCACCAGCGAUUGGCAUAGAUUUGGGCACAACAUAUUCCUGUGUAGGUGUUUUCCAGCAUGGUAAGGUGGAAAUCAUCGCCAACGACCAGGGAAACAGAACAACGCCUAGUUAUGUGGCCUUUACUGACAGCGAGAGACUGAUCGGCGAUGCGGCCAAAAAUCAGGUGGCUCUCAACCCUAAAAACACCGUCUUUGACGCCAAGCGAUUGAUCGGUCGGGAUUUUAACGAUCCUGUCGUUCAGGCGGAUAAAAAACACUGGCCGUUUACUGUAGUGAACAAAUUGGGGAAACCACGGAUCCAGGUGGAGUACAAAUCAGAAGAAAAGACAUUUGCACCUGAAGAAAUCAGUUCCAUGGUGCUCACCAAAAUGAAGGAGACGGCCGAGGCUUACCUGGGUCAGAAAGUGAAGGAUGCGGUGAUAACAGUUCCUGCAUACUUCAACGAUUCCCAGAGACAAGCCACCAAAGAUGCCGGUGCCAUCGCAGGACUUAAUGUGCUGAGGAUUAUCAAUGAACCCACGGCAGCAGCUCUGGCUUACGGACUGGAUAAAAACCUUAAAGGUGAGAAAAAUGUACUUAUUUUUGAUUUAGGAGGUGGAACGUUUGAUGUGUCCAUCCUCACCAUAGACGAAGGAUCCAUGUUUGAGGUUCGGUCAACAGCUGGAGACACUCACUUGGGAGGGGAAGACUUCGACAACCGACUUGUGAACCAUUUUGUUCAGGAGUUCAAGAGAAAACACCACAAAGACAUCAGUGGUAAUAAACGCUCACUUCGCCGUCUGCGUACAGCAUGCGAGCGAGCCAAGAGAACGCUGUCCAGCAGUGCCGAUGCCAACAUCGAGAUCGACUCCCUGUUUGAGGGCAUUGACUAUUACACCAAAAUCACACGGGCAAGGUUUGAGGAGUUGUGUUCAGAUUUGUUCAGGGGAACCCUGGAACCUGUGGAGAAAGCUUUGCGAGAUGCCAAGAUGGACAAGUCACAAAUCCACGAAAUUGUCCUUGUUGGGGGCUCUACCAGGAUUCCAAAAAUCCAGAAAUUGUUGAAGGACUUCAUGAAUGGAAAAGUGCUGAACAAGUCGAUCAACCCUGACGAGGCUGUGGCUUAUGGCGCUGCUGUCCAGGCUGCAAUUUUGACCGGGGAACAGAGCGAGGUGAUCAAAGAUGUGCUACUUGUGGAUGUGGCACCAUUGUCAUUGGGAAUUGAGACAGCUGGUGGAGUCAUGACUAACCUGAUUGAAAGGAACACCAGAAUCCCGAUGAAAACCUCCCAGAUCUUCACCACUUAUGCAGAUAACCAGCCAGCUGUGACCAUCCAGGUGUAUGAGGGAGAGCGAGCCAUGACCAAGGACAACAACAAACUUGGCACCUUCGAGUUGAAUGGCAUUCCACCCGCACCAAGAGGGGUGCCUCAGAUAGAGGUUACUUUUGAUAUCGAUGCCAAUGGCAUUUUGAACGUGUCUGCGCAGGAUAAGAGCACUGGAAAGCAAAACAAAAUCACCAUCACAAAUGACAAGGGCAGGCUGAGUAAAGAGGACAUUGAGAGAAUGUUGGCUGAGGCGGAGAAAUACAAAGACGAUGAUGCAAAACACAGAGAACGUGUUUCUGCCAGGAAUCAGCUGGAGGGAUAUGUCUUCAAUGUGAAACAGGUGGUGAGUGAGCAUGGCAGUAAGCUCUCUGAGAAUGACAAGAACACUGUGAUAAGCACGUGUGAUGAGAUUCUGAAGUGGAUGGAUGGUAAUUCCUUGGCUGAAAAGGAGGAGUUAGAAUACAAACUUAAGGAGGUUCAGAACAUUUGCUCUCCGAUCAUGUCAAAGUUACACGGGGAGCCAAAAUCUGAUAACCCUGGUAACAGUGGCACUGCACAUAAUGGUCCCACAGUGGAGGAAGUUGAUUAAUGAUACAAUUUUUUAAUUUAUUGUGAUGCAGAUAAAAUUAAUGUUUUUGUAAACCACAUAUUUUUGUGAAAUUUUUAUGUUUUUGUGAUGGAAAUUUGGCUCUCUGCUAUGGUGAACAUACAGAAGAUUGCUGAAUUAUUCUUUGGUGCAAUAUACAACGCGGUUAAUGUGUAUGUUGUUUGAUGGUGUAAAAGAGACAUUAUGAAAAUGCUACUGUUUAAGUCAAACUUGCUGUAGUAUUUAGUGUGGAUGUGUAUAUGUUCAUCAUUCAUUUUUAUGUUCAGUAUUAAGAAAAGCUCAAGUUCCAUCCAGUUGUGUCACUGAACCAGGAUGAAAAGAUCUCAUUGUUUGUGAUAUCAAAUGUUUAAAUGUGUGUAUUUAUUUAAUUUAUUGUGGAGAAUAAAUAAGCAUUCUCAAUGAAGUUACA
This is a messenger RNA of Liolophura sinensis, 2549 nucleotides long. RefSeq names its product heat shock protein 70 B2-like. The transcript has a single exon. The coding region runs from base 209 to 2122 and encodes 637 amino acids. NCBI's taxonomy places the organism in Eukaryota, Metazoa, Mollusca, Polyplacophora, Chitonida, Chitonidae. Gene Ontology annotation, molecular function: ATP-dependent protein folding chaperone; ATP binding. The record is from RefSeq and is a predicted model, not a curated record.